Messenger RNA from Chara braunii, 975 nucleotides. NCBI's taxonomy places the organism in Eukaryota, Viridiplantae, Streptophyta, Charophyceae, Charales, Characeae. The record is from the annotation of a GenBank genome assembly.
CGACGUAUUUGUGUGAGCUUUGCGAAGAGGAUGGGCCCGAUGGGAACAGGGCCGCUUGCGGGAAUUCAUCGUGGUGAAUGUAAGCCACCGUGAGAACGCCAAUGUUUGGAACAGUGUCACCCGCAUUUUGAGGAGCUUCAAUGUUCAGAACAUUGUUCCUUGCCGAAAUUUCAAUGUGCUUGUCUUUGGGGGUAAGGGGAUGUUUCUGGUACUGGAGGUAUCUACGAGAGAGAUAAGAGAGGAGAAAGAGAGGGAGAGGUUUAAGAAUUCCUUUUCUGCAAAACGAAUUCGAAUGGGAGCAACAACCGCCGAACCAUUUGACAAACCGGCACCGGUGUGUCGGAAGCGGAUCCGAGAGUCGGAAAACGAGGCCGAGUGUGCCAAUCCGUUGUACUUUGAAAAGGGGAUUGAACAGUGCAUGAAAGCAGUGCACCAAUUGAGAGCAGAGCAUGCGAAAGCAGUGGAUGACCUCAGAGCAGAGCAUCAGAAAGCAGUGGACGAAUUGAGAGCAGAGCAUGAGAAAGCAGUGGAUGCAUUGAGAGCAGAGCAUGAGAGGAAGGGGAGAAUCCGAGCCAAAAAGAUUCAUGAGUUGGAGGUUGAGGUAAGAAAUGUGAAGGCAAAAAUGGCAGCAGUGGCCGAAGAGCUUCAAAAGUCCAAAACUGGGAGAGACUUCGAGGUCAGGAAGGUGAAGGUCGAAAUGGACUGAAUGGAUUUCAUGCAUCUCAGCGUCCAUGUCGCAGUACCGAUGCCAAAGUCCCAUGUACCACAGUACCCGCCGUACAAGGAGGGAUGUUAGGUUGAGUCCGCAAGGCCUACAGGACCCAGUAGAUAUGUUGCUCAGUGCAACCGGAUUGGCAUCUCGAUCCCAGGGAAGUCAGAGAAACUAGUCGAUGCGCCGACGGCCGAUUUCAGCCGGCGAAGGCAGGUACCACUACUGAAAAAGUCCGUCAUUGAGAACUGCAGCAAUUUACCAGA